Molecule: messenger RNA, 1632 nt
Organism: Bacidia gigantensis
Lineage: Eukaryota; Fungi; Ascomycota; Lecanoromycetes; Lecanorales; Ramalinaceae
Exons: 1
Coding region: 1-1632 (543 amino acids)
Molecular function (GO): RNA binding
Source: RefSeq, a predicted model, not a curated record
AUGAUGGACAACCAUGCGCCGCUUCUGGACGAUCAGAUAGCUCAGCUAUUCAAGACCUCUGUAAACCUCUUCUUGAAGUGCCUUGUCACCAAAAACUCACUUUUUCAGUUAGGACCCACUAAAAUCGUUACAAGACCUUUCAAAUCUAAUUCUAACUCAACCCAGCCUCUAGUCAAGUCCAGUGGCAGGGAUUCUCGGGGCUCCGAAGAGGCUUCCCGCAAAAAGAGAAUUGCGUCUCCGCUCCAGGCACGUCCUGAACCAUCACGUAGUGAACGCGAAGGGGACACCGGAGACCGCACGCCAAAAAGACGUAAGCGAGCCCGUGAUGGCGACGAUCUUGAAACGACAUACCUGCGACGGCUCGCUCAAGAUGAACUGAAAGAAAAUUCGAAACUCACAAUUCGGCAGGGCAAAGAUGAAGACACUGACGUAUCUUCUCCCUCAACUAUCUCUGAUAAUUUCAAUACUCCUCGUGGAGGCGGCAAUGUCAUAUCCAAGAACGAAACGAGGAAGCUGUUGGAGGGCGAUGAUAUUCCUCGGCACGUAGAAGCAGGGCGCUCAAAAGAAGACCUGGAGCUUCAGAAAAGCGCAAGAACAGUCUUUUUUGCAAAUGUGUCUAAUGAAGCCGUAACCUCGAAAACUGCACGAAAGUCUCUGCUGAAGCAUCUGAUUUCGUUCUCUGAAGCGGAUGGCACAGCAAAUCCAGCCACUGUCGAAUCACUCCGCUUCCGGUCGACGCCAUUCAGUGAGGGCCGCCUGCCGAGGAAGGCUGCCUACGCCAAAAAGGAUAUAAUGAGUGCUACUACGAGGAGUACUCAUGCUUAUGCCAUCUACAACACUGAACGUGUAGCACUCGAAGCUGCUCGCAGACUUAAUGGCACAGUCGUACUUAAUCGUCAUCUGCGUGCUGACCAUAUAACCCGACCCCGAAAUCAAGAUCAUCGGAAGUGUGUUUUCGUGGGCAAUCUAGGCUUCGUGGACGACGAAAGCAACAUGCGUGAAGCUGAAGCCGAACCCGCACAUGGAUCAGGACGCCGCAAGAAGGGGAAGCAUCCAGCGGAUCAUGAAGAGGGUUUAUGGAGGACCUUCAAUACAAUGGGCGAGGUAGAAUCGGUACGCAUGAUUCGUGACAAAAAGACUCAAGUGGGGAAGGGUUUUGCAUAUGUUCAGUUUAAGGUAAGGGUGAUCUACACCGGCCUAGGUCGUUCACUGACACCAUGCGAGGAUUCAAACGCAGUCGAGAAAGCUCUACUUCUCAACGAGAAGAUGUUCCCACCAAUGCUACCGAGGAAAUUACGGGUCGUAAGAGCCGAUAGACCGACGAAACUGCAGCCAACAGUCAGGCAUGAUCGAUCGAAGUCGAGAUUCAGUCAUGGCCAGGCCGCUCUACCUAAACUUCAAUCAUAUGACCGGACAUCGCAGCUAGUUGGUCGUGCAAAGGCAGCUGAGUUGGGAAAGAGAUCGCAAAAAUCAUCUGAUGAUACACAAGCUCCUCCAUCUUUGGCGUUUGAGGGCUAUCGAGCGACCCAGGGGUCAGUGAAAAAAGGGGCGCGGAAAGGAAAAUUAGGGAAGCCGCAGAAUCGAAGCAGUAGGAGAGGUGCUGAUUUCAAACGCCGCAAAGAAAGCACAUGA